Molecule: messenger RNA, 2470 nt
Organism: Penicilliopsis zonata CBS 506.65
Lineage: Eukaryota; Fungi; Ascomycota; Eurotiomycetes; Eurotiales; Aspergillaceae
Exons: 5
Coding region: 417-2225 (602 amino acids)
Molecular function (GO): oxidoreductase activity; copper ion binding
Source: RefSeq, a predicted model, not a curated record
CUUCUGUAUCCCUGUGAUUGACCUGCAUCGCUGGCUUGUAAAUCUGCCCAUCACCAGUAGUACAAUCCAUCACAGUUGGCUGUGUUAGAAAUGGAGUCUAUAUCUGCUUGCAUCCUCUCUUCUUUCUCUUCUUUCUCUUCUUUCUCUCUUCUCUCUCCAUACCAACCCUAACCCUAACCCUAUCUUACUAUCUAUGCUCAUACUUCCCUACCAUACCUACCAUACCAUACAUCUCCCUCUCUCGUACCUCAACCUACCUCUAACCCUAACCAUACUCUACCCUACCUUAACCACUUCUAACCCUAACCCUACCAUACUCUACCCUAACCCUAACCCUAUACUCUCCCAUCUCCAACUCCAACCCUUCCCUACCCUACUAUACUAUACUCUACCCUACCUAACCCAACCUGCUACCAAUGACUCCCUUUCUCCUCCUCCUCCUCCUCCUCUUCCUCGCCUUGACACAGGCCAAAACAGUCAGGGAGACGCUCAACCUGACCUGGUCGACCGGCUCCCCCAAUGGCGUCCCCCGCGAGAUGAUCUUCACCAACGGCCAGUAUCCCGGCCCCGUGCUGGUCUGGGACGAAGGCGACGAGAUCGAAGUGACGGUGCAUAACCAUCUGCCCUUCAACACGACGGUGCACUGGCACGGCCUGCGCCAGCACAACUCGCCCUGGUCGGACGGAGUGGCAGGCCUCAGCCAGCGGCCCAUUCAGCCCGAUGCAUCCUUUGUCUAUCGCUUCACGGCCGAGCCGGCAGGCACAUAUUGGUACCAUUCGCAUGUCCGCAGUCUGCUGCAAGACGGCCAGAUCGGAGGGAUCUACAUCAGACAAAAAGAACUCCCCUUCCAUCUGAUCUCCAACGACAGCAACGACAUCCAGCAGAUGCAGGCCGCCGCCGCCGCCCCCAAUCUGCUCAUGCUGGCCGACUGGACGUCGCUCACCUCGGCGCAGUAUUACCAGGCCCAAGUCGCCUCGGGCUACGAUCUUUUUUGCGUCGACUCGCUUCUCAUCAAUGGCCAUGGCUCAACGUAUUGUCCUGGCGCCGACUUCCUCCAGAGCAUGACGACGGGCAAACUGUCCAAUGUCGAGAACGGCACUUUAUUGACAGACAAGGGAUGCCUUCAAGUCCUUCUGUCCGACGUCCAGUCCCCCGUGUACCUCAAUACAGGCAACAUCGAUGCCGUCCCCUCCCAGCUGGAAUGGAACUGCACCCCCUCCGACGGAGGCAUGUAUACGGUCCAAGUGGACGCCGCCGACGGCUGGGCAAGCCUGAAUUUUGUCGCCUCACAGGCGUUGAAGGGCUUGAUUGUCUCCGUCGACUCGCAUCCCAUGUGGAUCUACGAGGCAGACGGGGGUCUGGUCGAGCCACAGCAGGUGGAAGCCAUCGAGAUGUUCAACGGUGUGCGAUACGCCGUGCUGAUCCGUCUAGACCAGCCAGAAGGGAACUAUAGCAUUCGAGUGGCGGACAAUGGAGGCGAUCAGGUCAUAGGCGGAUACGCCACUCUCUCCUACAAACCAUCUUCAUCAUCAUCUUAUGUGAAACAACAGGCUGGUCCCCAUAGCAAAGGAUAUAUCGACUACGGGGGCACCAUCACAUCCACCAACGUUCGCACCUUGUUACUCACCCAAUGUCCUCCGCCGUAUAAUGUGCCUCCCCCCUCGAGUACAGCGGCACAUAUGCAUUUCUCCCAACUCUCCCGGUUGGGAACGGCCUACAACUGGACGCUCGGGGGCCGCGAGCUCUUCAUCCCCGAGGAAUGGGGCGCGCAUCCCAUCCUGCAACACCCGGAUCCGGCCUUCUUCGUCGACGAAAACGCCGCCCUGCUCUCCGUCAACGAUACGUGGGUGGACAUCAUCGUCCAGGUGGUCGGCGAGACCGACGCCGAGAUCCAACCCCCGCAUCCUAUCCAUAAACACGGGAAUAAAGGGUACCUGGUCGGCCAGGCCGCGGGCUUCUUCGGCUGGACCUCGGUCGAUGAAGCUGUUGCCGAACAGCCCGAGUCGUUCAACCUGGUCAAUCCCCCGUAUCGAGAUACUUUUACCACUGCCUUUCUCGAUCCGGCGGUGGGGGGGGCUUGGUUUCUGGUCAUUCGCUAUCAUGUCGAGACGCCGGGCGCGUUUCUCCUGCAUUGCCAUAUUGCGACUCAUCAGCAGAGUGGCAUGGCCAUGGCCUUGUUGGAGGGGGUGGAUGUCUGGCCGACUGUGCCGGAGGAGUAUCAAUAGCUUCGAGCUGCAAGCUUCGAGCUGCGAAGCAGCGAGAAGCGAAGCAGUGAGAAGAGAAGAGAGAGUGAAGCAGUGAUAAGAGAGAGAGUGAAGCAGUGAGAAGUGAAGAGUGAGAAGAGAAGAGAGAGUGAAGCAGUGAGUGAAGCAGUGAUAAGAGAGAGUGUGAAGCAGUGAUAAGAGAGAGAGAGAGCAGAAUUAAUAUAAAAUAGAUAAAGAGAGAAUACAGUAUAAAGUAGAGCAGAAGA